Molecule: messenger RNA, 1315 nt
Organism: Drosophila willistoni
Lineage: Eukaryota; Metazoa; Arthropoda; Insecta; Diptera; Drosophilidae
Product: microfibril-associated glycoprotein 4-like
Exons: 3
Coding region: 15-1118 (367 amino acids)
Source: RefSeq, a predicted model, not a curated record
AGAAAAACUAAAAGAUGAAAAUUCUUUUUACCUCCGUUAUACUCUAUAUACUUUUUCAAUGGUCAACUGCCACUUUGAUUGCAAUCGGGCUUCAAAAUGAGGAGAGUUAUCAGUGGGAAAUGAAUUGCUUCCGGAUUGUUAAGCCCAUGAUAAAUUAUCUUACAAAAGUGGAGGACAAUGAAGAACUGAGAAAAAAGAUCAUUAAUCUGGAGAAAAGGGUGGAACGAUAUGAAGUGCAGUUUAAAGAUCAGGAGAAUCAACUAAAAACUAAGGAUACAUUACUUAAUGAAAAAAGUGCAGAAUUCCAACAACAACUUAAGGCAAAGGAUGACAUAUUGCUUGCAAAGGAGGAGAAAUUUGAAGCCCAAAAGACUUUACUCGACGCCAAGGAAGAACAAAUUAUGAGCUUAAGUGCACAAGUAACUAAGUACACGGUGAUUAUUGAAGAUAAAGAUUUGGAACUGAAAAAAUGCAAGCAGCAAGAGGAGAUCUUCCCGUUCUCUGUCGAUGGAAUCCGACGGUUGCAAAUUGCAGGUCAAGCAUCGUUUGAAGUGCCUUAUGUUUCUCCAUUAUCCGGUUGGACAGUGAUUCAAAGACGCAUUGAUGGAGAAGUUAGUUUUAAUCGGGAUUGGAUUGACUACAAGAAUGGAUUCGGUGACAUGCAAGGAAACUUUUUUAUUGGACUUGAGAAACUGCAUCUGUUAACUCUAUCGCAGCCCCAUGAGUUGUAUAUCCAAUUGAGAGAUGUUACUGGAAACACUAAAUAUGCUCGCUAUGAUAAUUUAAUCGUAGCUGGUGAGAAGGACAACUAUAUGCUUCAAUCGAUUGGAAAAUAUACAGGAACAGCUGGCGAUUCACUUACAGAUCAUGUUGGCCAUAUGUUUACAACCAAAGACAAGGAUAAUGACGUAUGUACUGACAGUAAUUGUGCUGCCGAGGAAGCUGGUGGAUGGUGGUAUGAAGACUGUGCUUACAGUCGUUUGAAUGGAAAGUAUGACAAAGAUGGUAUUUCUUCAAACCAUAAUGGCAUUGCGUGGGGAUCUUGGAGCGAAUGGAACUAUACAAUAUCCCUAACAUUCGCCCAAAUGAUGAUUAGGCCGUCACAGAAAGUGAAUUGAGUUUUAAUAAUUUGAGUACCAGGAAAAAUCCAAUAACACAGAUUUCUAUACACUCAAAUCAUUGAGCAGUUUGUUGAAUUUUCUAAUACCAUUUUUUAAAUUUAAGUAACUUCUACCUGAAAAUUAUUGGGUUUCCAUAAUCUUAAUAGUCAAUUAAAGACACGAAAUUAGUUACUAUCCGAUAAUAUUUUUUCCAG